Messenger RNA from Gadus chalcogrammus (walleye pollock), 4344 nucleotides. RefSeq names its product coiled-coil domain containing 9 (gene ccdc9). Lineage: Eukaryota; Metazoa; Chordata; Actinopteri; Gadiformes; Gadidae. The transcript is spliced from 14 exons. Bases 155 to 2416 code for a protein of 753 amino acids. The record is from RefSeq and is a predicted model, not a curated record.
AGGAAGGCGAAUAAUGAAAGCACAUCAACGAGGUCCGAGGAAUUGAUACAUUGGAACGAGUUGCCACAUAGCUCCUUGCACUUUUCGCCAAUAACUUCGUUGAAGGCAGCAUAUAGGAACCCAACCAGAGAGUGAAGACGGGCUACAAGAAGCCAUGUCUUCUGCCAUGGAUCUGAAGACGAAGGAGGAGAAGGCGGCUGAGCUGGACAAACGCAUCGAAGCCCUCAGGAAGAAGAAUGAAGCUCUGGUCAAGAGGUACCAGGAGAUAGAGGAGGACAAGAAGAAGGCGGAGCAGGAGGGCAUCGCCGUGACAACCGUCAGAAAGCCCCGCCCCCACGAACCCCACGAGCCGGAAAGAAGGAAGGCGGAGAAGGAGAACUUUUCCAUAACGGUGGACCUGUCCAAACCAGCGGGGGAGAAUAGACAGGUCAACGACCGGAAGCACCUCCCGCCGCGGGGCAGGAAGAGCUCAGAGGAGAGCGACUCCCAAAGGGCCCAGGAUGACUCCCCAAGGGCCCACCAUAAUACCCCCAGGGCCCACCAGGACACCCCCAGGCCCCACCAGGACACCCCCCGGCCCCACCAGGACACCCCCAGGCCCCACCAGGACACCCCCAGGCCCCACCAGGACACCCCCAGGCCCCACCAGGACACCCCCCGGCCCCACCAGGACACCCCCAGGCCCCAGCGCGAUGCCGACAGCCCCCCCAGGAGGAUGGGGUCGGGCCGUAUGGGGCGGGGGGGUCAGAGAGGAGGAGGAGGGGGGCAGCGGCCGGAGAGGAGAGAGUGGGAGCCGCGCUCCGACAGAACGCCCAGAGAAGGAGACAGCGGGGAGGGGGACCCGGGCCGCCGGGGAGGGAGGAGAGGAGGAGGUAGAGGAGGAGGAGAACGAGGAGGAGAACGAGGAGGAGAACGAGGAGGAGAACGAGGAGACAGGCCAGAGAGGGGAGAAAGAGGAGAGAGGGGAGAAAGAGGAGGUGGGACCCCUGGCGGGUCGGACAGGAAGACCAAGGAGUGGGAGGAGAAGAGGAGGCAGAACAUCGAGCAGAUGAAGGACGAGAUGGAGAAGCUGGCCGAGUACGAGCGAGGACAGGGGGUGGACAGCGAGAAGCCCGUCCGGAACUUCCUGGACGACCCGCGGCGCUCCGGGCCCGUGCCGGACCUCGACCGCAAGGAGGGGAGCCGGCGCCACGUCCGGAACUGGGGAGGAAUGGACUUUGAGAACGUGAAGAUCGGAGGAGAGCCCCAGAGGGAGUGGACCAGCCGCCGGCAAGGGGGGCGGGGCUCCGGGGACAUGACCAUGUCCAUGACGGGGCGGGAGCGCGCCGAGUACGUGCGCUGGAAGAAAGAGCGGGAAUCGAUCGACGAGGAGCGGCUGGCGCGCCACCGCAACGCCACGGGCCAAUGGAGGAGGGAGUGGGACGCACAGAAGACCGACGGCAUGUUCAAGGAGGACGCAUCUGCCCCCACAGAGGGCGACGGGCCAGAGCACGGCGACAGGAGAGACGACAGCCAGCGCCCGCCGAGGGCCCCCACCGUCGGGGACUUCCUGACCCCUGGCCGGGGGGGCCGGGGGGGCCGGACCCGGGGACGGGACCGGGAUCAGCGGCAGAGCUACAGCAUGCACGACAACCGCUGGGAGGGAGAGCGGGAGGAUGAGGCCCGAGAGAAGAGGGACAAACCCAAGAGAGAGGACGAGGAGGAGAGGAGGGAGGUGAAGGAGGAGGAGAAGAGGCCUAAAGCGGCCCCGCCACAGAAGGAAGCCAGGCGGGGCGAGGCGGAGGAAGACGAGGACGAGUGGGAGGACGCCAGCGAUGGGGAGGACGGCGGCUCGGACGACGACGAAGGUGGAAGCAGCGAGGAGGGCGACCAGGAGGAGAAGAGGGACGCGGGGAAGGAGGAGACCGCCGCCAACGCCGUCGCCGCCGCCGCCGCCGCCCCUCCGACUCCUGCCCCCGCCUCGGUGGUGGUGACCAGCCCCAGGGAGCAGCGCACCCCCCGGCCCAAGGUCCAGAUCCCCAGCCCCGCGGCGGCGGCGGCGGCGGCGGCCCAGGACUCCCCCGAGGGGACCAAGCCCCUCAGCCCCUUCGCCCCCCCCGACGGCUACCAGCCCGUGACGGACUGGGGGGACGCGAUGGAGGAGCAGUCCCCCUGCAGCAGCCUGGGAGAGAGCCCGCUGAAGCCCCCCAGCGCCGAGAGCAGCCCCGCCCAGAGCCAGAGCCAGAGCCAGAGCCGGCGCCCCCAGGAGGGGGGCCGCCGGGGCGGGCGGCGCCCACCCACCGACCUCCGGGAGAAGCUGAACGCGGCCGCAGGAGAGACCGCAGACCUCCCAGCGCUGACUGACGCCGCCACCACCGAGCCAGCAGGGGGCGACCAGGACGCACCUGAACCCUCCGUCAUCGUGUCCUCAGGCUGAGGUUCCCGGGGACCCCCAAAGACACCCUGCUAAGGUUCCAAAGGAGAGAGUGAUGGAGAGCGGAGAGGAGGAAGGUUGGCCCGCGGCAGAGUGACGCCGAUGGACUCGUAGCGUACUGAUCAUACUGAUCCCGGCAGGGCAAGGGACUGGAAGGGGUCACUACCAUGAUGUCACUACCACACUGACAUCACCACAAUGUCACUACCAUGAAGGGGGCCCUGUUGAGUGACAUCAUGGACCAAACUCUACUUUGACUGUGCUGUCUCCCCCCAUAUGCCCUCCCUUUUUAUUUUUCCUCUUGAGUUGUGUUUAGGCAACACUAGCCGGUGGAAGACUAGCCUUUUUUUUUUUUUUAUCUAUAUAUUUUGGAAAGCUUUCAUCAUCCUCCGCAUCCAGGAGAAAACGACUUUUAUCUCCCCAUAUCUGCAAACGAACGGCGUGGGUAGUGGUGUGUAUUUGCUUUGUUCUGGCCGCACACUACUGCAGUAACGGCCGCACGGGAAGUGACUGAAGUCCUAGGAAUUAAGUCGCCUAAUUGGCUCUUUGAGGCUGAAAGACGCCCAAACAUUUUUUUAUGUCUUUGCUUGGUUUUAAUGUUUCUAUGAGUUUAUAAAAUACCAAAUGUCAGUCAAUUUUUUUCCUCCGUAUACAAGAGCUCUCUCUCUAUUGAUGAAUAAUUGUCACCAUAUGUGCUGAAUGUGUGCAUUGGUGUGUUCCCAGAUUAUGAAAUAUGUUAUCAUGUUGCUAUAUGUGGGUAAAAGAAAUUGAACACGGGUUUAGAGGGCAAAACAACUGAAUUUAGCGCUGUUACCCCUCAUAAAUGUUUAUCUUCAGUUUGUGUCUGAAGCAACUCUAAACAGAUUGGAGUUAUGGGUCAAUCAUGAAGACUCUAGACUGCUGCUGUCAAUGGGCCUCAGUCAACCGGCGGCCAUCUUGGUUCUAAAACGCUAGCAGGGUAUUCGAACGGAACACGGAAUUCUGCGUUCAGUUCCAUCACUACAAGUGUUUAGAACAAGAUGACCGCCAGGUGAAGGGGGGCCAACAAACCUGUGUUUGCGGGAAUGGAUUUUUAUUUAAACUAAACAAUCAUGCAUCAACCAAGGAAAGAAUUUAUCCGUUUUUAAACUUUGUCGUCUGCUAUACUGUCUGCUAUACUGAGAAUCCUUCUCAUGUGGAGAAUAUGAAAUAUAUUUCCCCUAUUUUUUUUAGCCAGGGGAGGCAUUUUAUUUAGAAGCAUUUUUUUUGGUCUAAUCAAGUUUACUGAUUUUUACAAAUUGCCUCCCCUAGCUUUAAGUGCUGUGAGAAUAUACGGCUAUUCUUACGUACUGACAGGUGACAGUGGUUGAAACCUGACUUGACCUCAGCAUACUACAAAGUGCUUUAGGAUGAUACUUUUUACUACAUUUGAAUAGGUCUAGCUUUUAUUUUCAAUGAGGGUCCUGUGUUGAAAUCGCAUGAAGACACUGUUUUCAAAGAUGGAAAAUCGAUCAUGUUCGACUUUGCUGUAAAGAUGAAGUGGGUGAUGUCAUUAAGACAAGAUGUGACAUGGUGUCAACAUUAAUGAACAUUCCACGCUUUAUUUGUGGCAUGAUGGAGCAGAUGAUGAAAGGACCUUUCAGUGCUCUUAGUUUGGUGGCCAUUUUUUAUUUCUUAGCUGUUAAGACUGGGUGAUUGUAUUUGAAGUCAUCUGCAUUUCAAUGUAACAUCAGAUUAUAAAUGUCUUCUUAUUGGAUCCUGCAAUUAAUUACAUUUUUGAUGAUUGAGUUUCAAAGGAAUGGAUGUUGAACGUUUUACUAUUUUGUUGCCUCUUGGAGCUGUCGGAUGUGCAAGCUUAUCCAUUUUAUCUAUAGAAGAUCACUGCUUGUAGCCUACUGUUUAAAUUCAAUUAUCCAAUAAAAUGAUUGCUUUGGAGUGUGUGUGUGUGUGUG